This is a messenger RNA of Xyrauchen texanus (razorback sucker), 4043 nucleotides long. Its product is annotated as phosphatidylinositol-binding clathrin assembly protein-like. Lineage: Eukaryota; Metazoa; Chordata; Actinopteri; Cypriniformes; Catostomidae. Gene Ontology annotation, biological process: synaptic vesicle budding from presynaptic endocytic zone membrane; clathrin coat assembly; clathrin-dependent endocytosis. The record is from RefSeq and is a predicted model, not a curated record. Gene Ontology annotation, molecular function: clathrin heavy chain binding; 1-phosphatidylinositol binding; SNARE binding. The coding region runs from base 472 to 2667 and encodes 731 amino acids. The transcript is spliced from 23 exons. Gene Ontology annotation, cellular component: clathrin-coated vesicle; clathrin-coated pit; synaptic vesicle.
AGCACUCCCUGAUCCUGGAUCAGUAACAGCAUCAGCGGGCGGGCAGUGUCCUAUAUUCACCCAGCUCUCAUGGAACAGCACAGGCCCGCCAUUUCACUCAAUGCUUUCGCUGCUUCCCAAUCCUGCGGGUUUACUGAAAUAACACAGACGGCGGUUAAACGGCAGGAUUAGUGUCGAGACAGGUAUGACAGAUGAGUCAGCCAACGAACCUUUAGAACGCGCGUUUAAAAAGUGUAACAAUGUAACGAUUCCGCGGGAGAUAUUCAGUCACAUCAUUUCUGGAUUCCUCAUCGUCUCGCGCAGUGGAUAAGUAUUCCAGAAGGCUUCCUCCCAUCUUUGUCUCGCCGUGUACUCGUAGCGUACGCUAGGAGGUCGACCUGGAACUGUGAACGAGGGUGGCAAUUGAAUAGCAUCACGAUUUUAAAUACACAUAUUUACUAUUCCUUACUUGAUCGCUGGAAAGCCUUGAAGAUGUCUGGGCAGAGCAUUACAGACAGGAUAACUGCUGCUCAGCACAGCGUUACUGGAUCAGCCGUGUCCAAAACAGUGUGCAAGGCAACAACGCACGAAAUUAUGGGCCCUAAAAAGAAACAUUUGGAUUAUCUAAUACACUGUACCAAUGAGAUGAAUGUGAACAUUCCUCAGCUGGCAGACUCUUUGUUUGAGAGGACCACCAACACCAGUUGGGUCGUCGUGUUUAAGUCCCUAAUCACAACACACCACCUCAUGGUAUAUGGGAAUGAGCGCUUUAUUCAGUACUUGGCCUCUAGAAACACAUUAUUCAACCUCAGUAAUUUCCUGGACAAAAGUGGUCUACAAGGUUAUGAUAUGUCAACAUUCAUUCGGAGGUAUAGUCGAUAUCUGAAUGAAAAAGCGGUUUCAUAUCGACAGGUGGCAUUUGACUUUACAAAAGUAAAGCGUGGGGUGGAUGGAGUGAUGAGAACCAUGAACACAGAGAAGCUUCUUAAAACCAUUCCCAUUAUACAGAACCAGAUGGAUGCACUUCUUGACUUUAAUGUCAAUGCCAAUGAGCUCACCAAUGGGGUUAUCAAUGCAGCCUUCAUGCUUCUCUUCAAAGACUCAAUCCGACUUUUUGCAGCUUACAAUGAGGGGAUAAUUAAUUUACUGGAAAAGUAUUUUGACAUGAAAAAAGUUCAGUGUAAAGAGAGCCUGGAUAUCUACAAGAAAUUUCUUACCCGAAUGACCCGGAUUUCAGAGUUUCUUAAAGUGGCGGAGCAAGUGGGAAUAGACCGUGGGGACAUACCUGACCUGUCCCAGGCCCCCAGCAGUCUUUUGGAUGCUCUGGAGCAACACUUGGCUUCAUUAGAAGGAAAGAAGGUUAAAGACUCCACUGCCGCCAGCAGGGCAAGCACACUCUCCAAUGCGGUGUCAUCUCUGGCCAACACUGGCAUGUCUUUCACCAAAGUGGAUGAAAGAGAAAAGCAGGCAGCUCUGGAAGAGGAGCAGGCACGAUUGAAAGCUCUAAAGGAACUAAGGCUGAAAGAGCUCUCCAAGAGGCCUUCAUUUGCUACGACUGACACCUCUCCAGUCUCCACCACAGCAGCAUGCAUCAGCACAGCUCCUGCCAUGGACCUGUUCUGCACUCCCAGCUGCUCCAAUGGUGCCCUGAAGAUGGAGAGUGACCUCUUUGACCUGCAGACUAACUUUCAGCCAAGCAUGCAGCCGGGACCCUCGGUGGCCACGGCAUGGCGAGAUCCUUUCUCUUCUGAAGCUGUCGAUGACUCCAUUCCAAACCUAAACCCUUUCCUAACCAAACUUGUUGUUGAUGGUGCACAUCUACCCGUUAUGUCGUCCGAUGGUGUUAGUUUCUCCUCUAGGACGUCAGGUCAUGAGAUUUUUGGUGAUCAGUACAAUCCCUUUAUUGAUUCAAGUUCAGCUGUAUCAACCGAUUACAAACGCACUGUGCGGAUAGAACACUUAAUCUCAGAAUCGUUUGGUCAAGCGUCUAUGGUCCAGCAUCUCCCAAACCCCUCUCCCUUCCAGUCUGAUCCCUCCACUGUUGUAGGCCUAUUCAGAGGGUAUGGAGCUUCACAGAUGCCUCCUCCUCAGAGCUCAGGGGAGCUGCACGUUGACUUUGAGUCUGUAUUUGGUACUAAAGCUGCCUCCUCUAAUAGCCUGGAUACAGAUGCAGGGAUUUUGAAACCCACUGUGGCUGGAGCAAAUCAGUCCUCCAAUCAAAACCCAGAGAAGCUGGUAUCAGACGACCUGGAUUCUUCAUUGGCCAACCUUGUAGGAAGUAAAUGUCAAUUAUUCAGAGAUCUGGGUAUUAGAAAUGGUACCACUAAAAAUGAUAUCCAUUGGAACCAACCAGGAGAGAAAAAAAUGACUGGUGGAAUGAACUGGCAACCCAAGACUGCUCCAUCUACUACAUGGAACCCUGUCUCCAUGCAACCAUCUAUCAUGGCUUUCCCUGCUACAACACCUACAGGAAUGAUGGGCUAUGGCAUGCCUCCACAGUUGCCUUCCAUGACCAUGACGACCCAGCCCACAAUGAUGUACACACAGCCAGUUAUGAGGCCAUCCAACCCUUUCGGAUCAGUGUCCAGUGCACAGCCCUCCGCUGCCUCUAGCCCCUCCAGUCAGAGUCCUCUAAGAGCCCCAGGACAAGACCCCUUUGCACAGCUCUCUCUCAAGGAUUUCUUGUAGAGCUUCGUCUUUUGUCUAGAUGCAGUUUAUGUAACAUGAAGUUGCUCCCUGAUGUCAAACCAUUAAGCUCUGUCCUCUAUGCUGGGAUGCGAUCCAGAGGACCAAUCCCACAACAUACUUGGCGUCAAAGAUGUAAACCAGUGUGUUGAAAGACUGGGAGCCUACUGCAAUCAUUUCGUAAUUUGUUUAAGAUGUCAAGUGAUGCUGCUGUUCAACCCACAAAGGGAUUCCUCAUACAUUUAUAAUAUGUUAAGAUAGGUAAGGGCAUCGAGAGACUUGGAUAUUUUGUGUUUUUAAGAAGCUCUAGUUUGAUUUUCCUACUGGAAUGUUUUUUCUUCAACGGGGAGCAUUUAAUGAGAGGUAAUGUGGUAAAAGUUUACCUAAAUCAGACUGUAACUCAGCAUCUGAUAUAGUAUGUGUUAUAAAACAGUAUCAGUAACUUUAUUUUACAUUUGACCUUUUAGUUAUGUAAUUGUAUUCAGCGGUAGACACUUCUUGCGUGUUGUUUGUAUUUAUUUAUGAUUAAUGCCUAAACAAUAAAACAGGAGUGUAUGAAGUACAUUGGGAAGGGGAAACUAUAAACAAUUCAACAUUAUUCAUGGGUGUUGGAUUAUUUAAUGAAGGUUAGAUUUUUAAAGUAGAUUUUAUGUAAAAAUAAAACAUAAAAAAGGGGGGGGGGCGUGGGGGGGGUCCUUUAAGGUAAAUGAUAGAGCACUAACUAUUCUCUAAGUCUAGAACAACUUCCCGUAGAUUAAAUGUUUGCAGCUCAAGGCUAUUGGGAGGAUGAUAAAUAGUGAAUGGUUGGUUAUUCUAUCUAGUCCAUACUGUGCUUAAGGGUUUUGCAAUGGAGUAGAAAAGCACUUCUUCUGUGACUGUGAAGCGUUACACUUGGGAAGGGAUGUGCUCUGCAUUGUGCAUGUCAUGCCAUACAUUUCACACGGACGGUUGGAUAUGGCUGCCACUGAUUUGAACAUUAAGAGUUUCCCUCAUUUCAGACUUCUUGUCAAAUAAACGCCCUGCUCUCUAAAGCCCAGGGAUUCUGGCUGGGAACUGGCUGCUCCUCUAGAUAUUGGUCGUGGACAGGGUUAUUGAUAUCACUGUAAAUUUGUAGUGUAAAAUAUAAGACGCGUUGACUGGGAGAAAGUUUGAGCACUGUUGAUCGGUGCUUUUAUGUAUAUAUAUACACAUAUAUCAUGUUGGCAGUUUGUCCUAGGGUUGGCUAAGAAGGGUUUGAAAUAUGAAAGCAAUUCAAUCACAUUUGAAUUUACUCAAAGUUUUGCUGAAUAAGUUCUGUGUUGUCCUCACGGAUCAUUUUAUGUAUUUAAAAGAUGUACGAAGAAGUUAGUGAACUUUCUUUUUCAAAUAAAGUGCAGCUU